Messenger RNA from Oreochromis aureus, 1009 nucleotides. Its product is annotated as tryptase-2-like. The coding region runs from base 31 to 858 and encodes 275 amino acids. Gene Ontology annotation, molecular function: serine-type endopeptidase activity. NCBI's taxonomy places the organism in Eukaryota, Metazoa, Chordata, Actinopteri, Cichliformes, Cichlidae. The transcript has 5 exons. Gene Ontology annotation, biological process: proteolysis. The record is from RefSeq and is a predicted model, not a curated record.
GAUACUGCUACACUGGUCUUCAUCACAGCCAUGGCUUUCUGCAAACUUCUGCUAACGGUGUUGGUACUGCUCCACAACAGUGGUGGUCUACUGGGAAAUGAAGUGAGGAGCUCCAUCAUUGGUGCAGAGGAUGCUCAAAAGGAAAGAUGGCCAUGGAUGGUCCACCUUAACAUGACAUCUAGUGGAUCGAAUAGGGUGAAAUGGCGCUGUGGCGGCACCAUCGUUGCAAAACACUGGGUGCUGACUUCUGCACACUGCCUGGCUAACAAUCCUGAUCAUCGUCGAUCGUUCGUUACUGUCGGCGCAUAUCAGCUGCAAAAGGCGGCUAAAAGCUACAUGGCUAUAGCUAAUUUUGUCCCUGAGUUUGACUACCAAGACCUGGGCAACGGCAACUACAAAAAUGACAUUGCUCUGAUCAAGCUGAAGAACCCGAUUCAGUUUUCGAAAGAUGUUGCACCAGUGGAUCUGCCUGACAAGGAUGACACCUUUGGUCCAUCAGCUGAGUGUUGGAUCACUGGCUGGGGGGAAGUGGGAAAUGGUGUUCCACUGAAAGAUCCAGAAACACUUCAGCAGCUCAAGAUUUCCAUCAUCUCUCAGAGUACCUGUAAGGGGAGGUUUCCUCAGAUAGCCCCUAAUACACUAUGCACAAGUGACAGCAUGGGUAGGGGUGCCUGCAAAGGAGACUAUGGUGGUCCACUGGUGUGCCGUAAAGGGGGGAAAUUCGUUCAGGUGGGAAUCAUGAGUUCUGGUGGUUGUGGCUCCAACGACCGGCCUGGUGUCUGUACUGAGGUUGCAAAGUAUCUGACCUUCAUAAAUGACUACAUCCACCGUACUAAGAAAGCUCCAGCUGAGAUGUGAACUCCCCAGAAACCGACACUGCCCGCUGUACUCAUCUGAUAACCUGUCUUACUUUUAGCUUCUUUCCUGUAAAGCACUGUCACUCCAUGUUAAUGGUAGCUGACUGUGGUUCAGUUAACAGACUUCUUUGCAUUAAAGCUUUAAAGCAUCA